UUCAACAGGAUGGACAGAACAUCUUGAGUCGGAGUAACAUCAUUCAGAGACAAUUCACUUGUAGUCUAAGAGCCUCCAAGAGCACUGGGACUGGAGUGUCCCACUUUUCAUGCCUACUGAUCCUCCUUGCUUCCACCUGCUUCAUUGCAUGGCGUAGAUCCAGGAACCGUUGUGUUGAGAAGUUUUCAUGCAAAGCAUAUUUGUCUUCUAAAGAUGAGCAAUCAGGAGGUGACUUACUCAGCUUUGAGGUUUCUUCAGGCUUCUUCAAGCUCUCAGAGAAGAUCCAAGCCGGAUGGCACUCGAACUGGUGAGAAAGAGUUUUCUGUGCCCUGGCAUUUAAUUGCAGUGACUCUUGGAAUCCUCUGUUUGAUUCUCUUGAUGAUAGUUUUAGUGUUGGGGACAAAGUAUGUUCAUCUAAUUCAAGAGAAACAUGAACAACAGGAAAUUCUAGGAAAUCUCAGUCAAAAGUACAGCAUCAACGAGCAACUUUUGGCCAAUAAAACCUUAGAAUACGACAGAGUCAGAAAUGAAAGCUUUCUGCCAAAAAAUAAGCUGGCAUCAUCUUUAAAAAAGGAAGGAUGCUGUGCAAAAGGACCUGUUCCUUCAAAAUCCCUACAAAAUCCAGGAAAACUCUCUGAGGACUACUGGUCAUGUUUUGAUGUCAGCUGCUAUUAUUUUGUUCAUGAUAAUAAAAACUGGCAUGGAUGUAAACAAACUUGCCAGUAUUACCAUUCCUCCCUUUUGAAGAUAGACAACGAGCAGGAACAGGAAUUCAUUCAGGUUCAGAUUGGUCAAAAUAGAUACUGGAUUGGAUUGUCAUAUGAUGAAAAAGAAAGAAAAUGGAAAUGGGUUGAUACUGGUUCAUCAACUGGAGUGAAUUUUGCAAUGAUGAGUUUGCCUUCUAGGAGAGGAGAAUGUGCACUUUUAAGCUCAACAAAAGUAACACCCAUUGAUUGCUCUAAAACCUACAGUUGCAUCUGUGAAAAGGAAAUUGAUUGUGUUUUCCGUGCUUCAGUGUGCACUUAGAAGCAAAGGGCUUGGCCUGUUGUGGAAACAGAGAUGAGCUGGAAGAGGAAGAAAGUAUUCUGAGCAAUGACCUAGGAGAUCAAAUGACAUCCUCUCCCUGUGAACAAGUUGAAGCCUUUUUGUUUGGAGAUGAGCUGCCCCUUCCUUCAUGUUUCUGAUAAAUUAGUCUUUCCAUUCCUUUGAAUCCCCAGGACCCAUUAGAGAAUCUUACAGAUUAGUCUGCCUCUUUCCCUCAGAAAUAGGAUCCACCAAGAUAGUAACAUGUCUCCCAUCUAAGUACUAACCAGGCCUGACCCUGCUUAGCUUCCGAGAUCAGACGAGAUCUGGCGCGUUCAGGGUGGUAUGGCCGUAGAGCAAGCCAGUAACAUGUAACCUGGAGAGCACAGGGAAGAAUGGGAACAGAGCUCUGUUUGAACUACCCAGGAGCGUGAAUCAACUUUAAGGAUUAUUUUGCUAUGAAAUUUACAUCUAAACAGGUCAAACUUUUGAAGAAGAGGUACAAGGAAAUGCCGCAUAUUUUUUACUCACAAUUAUUGCUUGUACUGUGCUCAAUUCAUUGAAUUCUUCCCCUUUGCUUUGUCUCAUUGCCUAGACAUCUGAAGAUAAAUUGAAGAUACUAUGUUUACAUGUCUAAAUAGUUCCCAAGAACAGAACUUUGUUUUAUAUCACCAUGCCAUGAGGACCAAAAUUAAGGAAUUUCGCAUUGGUGCAGUGUUGUGAUCUAAUCUAGAAACCAUUUUCAAAUGUUUUCCACUAUUCUGAUAGUCUUAAACACGAUAUCUAGGUAUUAAUCAUGAUAUCUAAGAUGUCCUGAUUUGGAGUAGCUGUUUAGAAUUUCUUUCUCUUUUUGAUUUUGGUAUUGUUUUAAAAAGGCCAUCAACUUAGACUUUGUGCACAAGUAAGUAUUUAUCUGGAACUGGCACGGUGUCCUACUGGCUAAAACAUUGCCUUGCAAGAGCUGGGAUCCCUUCUGGGUGCUGGUUUGUGUCCCAGGUGCUC
Messenger RNA from Ochotona curzoniae (black-lipped pika), 2025 nucleotides. Its product is annotated as killer cell lectin-like receptor 2. The transcript has 8 exons. Bases 214 to 1026 code for a protein of 270 amino acids. Lineage: Eukaryota; Metazoa; Chordata; Mammalia; Lagomorpha; Ochotonidae. The record is from RefSeq and is a predicted model, not a curated record.